This is a messenger RNA of Diospyros lotus (date-plum), 4590 nucleotides long. Its product is annotated as disease resistance protein RPV1-like. The record is from RefSeq and is a predicted model, not a curated record. Gene Ontology annotation, biological process: signal transduction; defense response. The coding region runs from base 555 to 4325 and encodes 1256 amino acids. The transcript has 6 exons. NCBI's taxonomy places the organism in Eukaryota, Viridiplantae, Streptophyta, Magnoliopsida, Ericales, Ebenaceae. Gene Ontology annotation, molecular function: ATP hydrolysis activity; ADP binding.
CCUUUUGAUGCCCAUAGAGUCCUGUCUAAAGUAUUGGGAGAUUAUGUAUUUUGGAGCUAAUCCAAUCAGUAAAAUGUAAUUUCCCUUCAAAUAUCUGCUCAAAACAACCAUCAAACGGUGCCAUCCAUGAGAAGAUAUGUAGAUCAUCGCAUAAGAAAUAAGUCGGCGACCAGAUUGGAUGGCAUCUUUCCUCUUUGUCUAUAUGCCCAAAUGAACCCUUUUGACUUCAAACGCUGUUGGUUCUACCGUUUCACUACUUAGAUCCCCAUGUAUUUUCGGUGAUUUCUAUGUGCUUGUUUAUGUAUGCAUAUGACGUGAUUGAAGGAAGCUUCAUGUGCAAUGAAUCAAUCAACUUGUUUUUGAAAAAUAUUUCAACAAAGAUGUUGCUUUUUUAUAUUGGGUAUAAUUGACUUUGAUGUAUCUAUUCUAUCCCGUUGUCUAUUUACUUGGUCAUUUUCAUUCUGUUUCUGACAUCUUGUGCAAGUGGGUGCCUCAUUUGACUAUUGGAGACUGAAACUGGUUUUCUCAUCCAUCUAUCUCCUGGAGCUUUGCCAAUGGCUGCUGCAGGAUGUGCCUAUGAGGUGUUCUUGAGUUUCAGAGGCAAAGACAUUAGGAAGACAUUCAUCAGCCAUCUCCGGACAGCCCUUGUGCAAGCAGGAAUCCAUACCUUCAUAGAUGAUGAAGAAAUUGAGAUAGGGGAAGAUAUUAGCUCAGAGCUCAAGAAAGCCAUAGAGCAGUCGAAGAUUUCUGUAGUUGUGUUCUCCAAAGAUUAUGCAUCUUCAAGAUGGUGCCUUGAUGAACUUGUGAAAAUUGUGGAGAGGAUGAAGAGCUCUAGGCAGGUUAUCUUGCCUGUUUUUUAUGACUUGCAUCCAUCUCAUGUGGGGAAGCAGACUGGAACUGUUGGAGAAGCUUUUGAUAAACAUGAGGAGGAAUUUGAGGCAGAGGCAGGUGGAAGAAGAAAUGAAUGGAUGGACAGGAUGAAGAAAUGGAGGGAAGCUCUCACUGAAGUUGCAAAUCUAGGGGGAAAGGUCCUACAAAAUGAAGCUGAUGGGCAAGAAAGUAGGUUCAUCCAGGAAAUUCUGGAUGUGAUCCGAAGUAAAUUAAACUGCACUGCACCAAAUGUUGCACCCCACCUAGUUGGUAUAGAUGCUCGAGUCAAAAACAUAAAUUUGUGGCUGCAAGACGGUUCGACUGAAGUUGGUGUAUUAGCAAUCUAUGGCAUGAGUGGUACAGGGAAGACCACCAUUGCCAAAACUGCAUACAACCUAAACUUUGACAAAUUUGAUGGUAGCAGCUUUCUUGCCAGCAUAAGAGAAGCUUCAGAACAACCAAAUGGUUUGGUUCGUCUACAAAGGCAACUUUUAUCAGAUAUGCUAAAGAGGAAAGCUGAAAAGAUAUACAAUGUUGAUGAAGGAAUCCUUAGGAUUAAAAAUGUUGUAUCUUGCAAAAGAGUUCUUAUUGUUCUUGAUGAUGUUGAUCACUUGGAUCAAAUAAAUGCAGUAAUUGGGAUGCGACAAUGGUUUUAUCCCGGAAGCAAAAUUAUCAUAACAACUAAACAUGAGCGAUUGCUGAAGGCUCACGAUGUAUACGAGAAGUAUAAGGUUAAGGAGCUGGAUGAUAAAGAAUCACUUCAACUCUUCAGUUGGCAUGCCUUUGGACUGAACCAUCCUGCUGAGGGUUAUAUGGAGCUCUCGCAAAGAGUUACACAGAAUUGUGGAGGGCUUCCUUUGGCCCUAAAAGUCCUGGGCUCUUCAAUGUCCGGUAGAAGUGUAGAUGUGUGGAAAAGUGCAAUAAAGAAAUUGGAAGCAAUACCGGAUGGUCAUAUCUUUGAAAAGCUCAAAGUAAGUUACGACUCUUUGGAUGACAACCACGACAAGAACUUAUUCCUGGAUAUUGUCUGUUUCUUCAUUGGGAAAGGCAAAGAUUAUGCAGUUUCAAUACUAGAUGAAUGUGAUUUCUACAGCUUAGCUGGAAUUCAGAAUCUUAUUGGUAGAUGUCUCUUGAUGAUUGGUGAAGAUGACAAGCUGAUGAUGCAUGAUUUACUUCGGGACAUGGGGAGAGAGAUUAUUCGCCAAGAAUCCCCAGAAGAGCCCGGGAAACGUAGUAGAUUGUGGCAUCACAAGGAUUCCCUUUAUGUAUUGAGUGAAAAAACUGGCACAGAAACGGUUAGAGGACUUGUACUUGACUUGCAAAUGUUUAUGGAGGACAAGUUUGAACGACCAGUCUUCAGUAACGAUGCAAAAGGGAGGCAUUGCCAAGAAGUUUUUGAUGAGUUGCAGAUUAUGGGCCUAUUCAGAUCAUCAAAACGGCGUCGACUUGAUUUCUCUAAGCACUCAGCAGAUGCGAUUUCAAAAAUUUCAGAUGAGGGAAACUUGAAAACUGAUGCUGUUGCAAGGAUGCAUGAAAUGAAAAUACUCCAGUUCCAUUAUGUUAAACUCACUGGAAGCUACAAGGAAUUUCCCAGAAAAUUAAAAAGGCUGUAUUGGCGUGGUUUUCCAUUGAAAUAUAUACCCAAUGAUUUCCCUCUGGAAAGCCUUGUUGCUCUUGAAAUGCGUAAUAGCAGCUUAAAACAAGUUUGGAGAGGAAAAAAGGUGCUUAGAUCAUUGAAAUUUCUUGAUCUCAGUCAUUCCCAUGAACUUACUAAAACCCCUGACUUCUCAGGACUCCCCAACCUUGAACACUUGAUGCUUAAAGGUUGCUUAAGACUGGUUGAGAUUCAUGGAACUAUUGGAGAACUAGGCAAAUUGGUAUUUCUUAAUCUAAGAGAUUGCAGAAAUCUAAGGAAGCUUCCAAAAAGUAUUUGUGAGCUGAAAUCUCUUAGAAAACUCAUCCUUUCUGGUUGCUCAAAGCUCAUUGAGUUGCCUUUGGAACUGGGCAAUCUGAAGCUCUUGACCGAACUCCAUGCAGACAAAGUUAUUGUAAAUCAAUUGGUGUCUACCACUGGUGAGGUGAAAUCAAGGAGGGCACGCUUCUGGUCUUGGGUUUUAAGAACAAGAAAACACCCAGAGACCAUCAACUUUCCUUUGUCUUCUUUAUCACACUCAUUAGUGAAAUUAAGUCUUGCAAACUGCUUUCUUUCAGAUGAUUCUAUUCCCCGUGAUCUAAGUAGCUUGUCCUUGUUGCAGUUCUUAAAUCUUAGUGAGAACCCAAUUCAUAGAAUACCUGAGAGCAUCAGAGGUCUUUCAAUGCUCCGGGAUCUUUGGUUAGAUUCAUGCACUAGCCUCCAAUUGCUUCCUGAGCUUCCAAUGAGUUUAGUCAAGCUGAAGGUACAAAAUUGCACAUCAUUGAGAAGAAUAACAAAUCUACCAAACCUGUUGAAGUCACUGUUCUUGGAUGUGAUGGAUUGUAGCAAACUGGUUGAGGUCCAGGGCUUGUUCAAGUUAGAGCCUAUAGGAAAUUUUGGUCUAGAAAUGAUCAACGGUUUGGGCUUGUCCAACUUGGACUCCAUUGGGAACACAGAGGUGGAAUUGUUCAACAAUAUGACAAAAACAAGAAUCAAAUGUCCUGUUCAGGGACUAUAUGAAUUUAGCAUAUUCAGCACCUGUCUUCCUGGGAAUGAAAUUCCUGGCUGGUUCAGCCAGGUUGAGGGAAACUCAAUAUCUUUCAAAGUCCCUUCUCAGCCAAAUCUCAAUAUUCGAGGCUUGAAUGUAUGCUUUGUCUACUCACGUUCCAGGGACUGCAAAUUCCGGUACUGGGGUGAAGCGAAACUCAGACAAUGGUUUUCGUAUUAUGUCAAAAUCAGCAAUAAGACCAAUGGUCUGAAGUGGGUGUACAGCCCAACUUUCCUUGGCAUUCCAGGUGCUGGAGACAAUAUGACAUGGUUAAGUCAUUGGAUGAUUGGGAAUCAACUGGAAGUUGGCGAUGAAGUGAAUGUAUCAGUGGUUGGAUGGAGUCCUACUUUCUGCAUAAAGGAGUGUGGAAUCAGCUUUGUGUAUGGAGAUCAGGAGGAGCAGAAGGGAAUACCAAAAGAGAGUGAAGGAGUAAGUAAAUGUAAUCCUGCCUGCCCUCUCCAAAAUGAGAUUGAUGGUGCUAUGUCAGCAUAUCAGUUGAAGAGUGGUGCAUACUUCCUCUCGCACCCUGAGCACUCUGUACUUGCAAAAGGCGCAAGUGAUACAGUGAAAGCAAUUCUACUCGAUAACUUAUUUACUGACAGUACAGAAAGUGGAGGAUCAAGAGAUGGAGGAGAAGAACAUGACAGCGAUAAAUACAUUGCAGGGUCCACACAUGGAGGAGAAGAAUAUGACAGCGAUGAUUAUUACCGUGAGAAUGACUCUGAUUUGGAUGAGGAGGAACUGAAUAGUAUAUUUGAUUUGUUGAAAGAAUGACUGAAGUAGUUGCAUAUAGCUUAAAGAUUAGGUUAAUCAGUUGUUGAGGAAUGGAUCAAUAACAACAUGUGGUUGAAGACCAAGUAUUUAGGAGAUAAGAUAUUAUUUUUGAAUUUUUGAUUUGUUAUUAGGAAGUUGAUAUUUAUGCCUUGUAAUUAGCAAAUUUUUCUAUUUUUCUGUUAAAUUCAAGUUCUAUUUAACAAGAACUAUGGAGUGAAUAAAUUAUCCUCCAAGAAUCAGUUUCUUCCCUCUAUUCUAUACUCGU